Messenger RNA from Knipowitschia caucasica, 1086 nucleotides. The record is from the annotation of a GenBank genome assembly. NCBI's taxonomy places the organism in Eukaryota, Metazoa, Chordata, Actinopteri, Gobiiformes, Gobiidae.
AUGCUGCCGGGAGCCCAGGCCAAUCCUAAAACAGCCAGAUCCACGCCGACACAUCCGUCUGGGCCCUGGCAGCCGCGGCUCCCUCCCGGCCGGUCCCCCUCGGCCCGUCCCCCUCGGCCCGUCCCCCUCGGCCGGUCCCCCUCGGCCGGUCCCCCUCGGCCCGUCCCCCUCGGCCGGUCCCCCUCGGCCCGUCCCCCUCGGCCCGUCCCCCUCGGCCGGUCCCCCUCGGCCGGUCCCCCUCGGCCCGUCCCCCUCGGCCGGUCCCCCUCGGCCCGUCCCCCUCGGCCCGUCCCCCUCGGCCGGUCCCCCUCGGCCGGUCCCCCUCGGCCCGUCCCCCUCGGCCCGUCCCCCUCGGCCGGUCCCCCUCGGCCGGUCCCCCUCGGCCCGUCCCCCUCGGCCGGUCCCCCUCGGCCCGUCGGCCCUCCCCCUCGGCCCGUCCCCCUCGGCCCGUCCCCCUCGGCCAGUGGCGCUGCUGCAGGAACGGUCCCCGGGGACGCACUUUUAUUGCUUUCUCGCGUCAUUUGUCCGGCGAUUACGGCGAGCCUCCCCCGAACCCAGGGAGACAUCACAAUAUUUCAAUUUAAGGAGGACGUGGGGCUGGUUUGGUUUGUAGAUGUAGAAGCACCAUGUGGAAGCACCAUGUGGAAGCACCAUGUGGAAGCACCAUGUGGAAGCACCAUGUGGAAGAACCAUGUAGAAGCACCAUGUGGAAGCACCAUGUGGAAGCACCAUGUGGAAGCACCAUGUGGAAGAACCAUGUGGAAGCACCAUGUGGAAGAACCAUGUGGAAGCACCAUGUGGAAGAACCAUGUGGAAGCACCAUGUGGAAGCACCAUGUGGAAGCACCAUGUGGAGAGGGGAGUGGACUGGGGAUGGAUGAGAGACAGGACACCGAGGACCCAGAUCCCAGGCCGAGGAUCCCGGAAGCGUCUGUUGGAGCCAGAGCAGAAGAAUCUGUCAAACACCACUUCCCCUGUUCCUCCGUCUGUCUUCAUCCGCCCGGCCCAGGGGGGAGACGGGGGAGACGGGGGAGACGGGGGAGACGGGGGAGACCUGGAGCCUCCUGAGCCAGGCCCAGGCCUCUGA